Messenger RNA from Myxocyprinus asiaticus (Chinese sucker), 2090 nucleotides. RefSeq lists its product as uncharacterized. Lineage: Eukaryota; Metazoa; Chordata; Actinopteri; Cypriniformes; Catostomidae. The record is from RefSeq and is a predicted model, not a curated record. The coding region runs from base 125 to 1171 and encodes 348 amino acids. The transcript has 6 exons.
CUAGCAGUUUUGCGGAGACCCAGAAACUGCCGGAGAGUUUUUCCGCCAGCAAUAUGCUUUAAGUACCCUCUAAGAUCUCAUCUGUUACAUCCAAACUUCAUCAACUUUACAGAAGACAGCCUGGAUGCAUAGUACAAACAUGUCUAAGCCAGUUUUUCAUAAUCCUCAACUGCUCUCGUUGGAUCAGAAAUGCACCAAAUGUCUGUUAGAGACGUUCGUCAAGCGUAGCCUCAGCCUGAAUGACGGAGGUAAGAAACAUCAGCUGAAACAAUGCAAAAAAGUCAAAAAGCAGGAGCAAGGAAGCCAGGCCAGACGGGCAUCUAGUGACAGCUCUGCUCACCGAUUGUCCGUCGAAUGGCUUGUGAAGACCACUGAGUGCACUGAAUGCACAACAUCAGCACCUGCUUUCCAGAAAAAGAGCCGGAAAACACCGAGCAGAACCAAAUCGUUCUUUAGGGGCUUUCUCAACCUCUUCACUAAGAAGAAGUUUGACCCGAAUUUGAAAGGGAAGAGUGUUUUAGAAACAGACUCUGGACAUUCUACAACAGAACAGAGGCCUGAUGAGUCGGUUGGAAGCUCAUCCGUCCACAGUGAGAUGGUGAGGAAAAAAAACUCUCUGAAGAGGAUCUCGUUCAGCAAUCAAAAUGUUGUGAGUGUGGACUCUACUAAUGCAUACUUUGAGAGAGUGUCAGAGGAGCUAGAGUGGAUUGUGAAGGAGAUUCAGUUCAGUCCAAAAGAAGAUUCUGCUCUACUGCCCUCUGCUGCUUGUGUAGGAGAUGACAGCAGCCCUGCAGGUGAUGACAUUACUAACAGAAUUAUCAGUUUACUGAAGCAGCAUGGAGAUAUUAUUGAUCAGAAGAUCAAAAGGAACAGUAGUGUCCAAGUGUUCCUCCAGAGACUGUCUUACAGCUCCUUCCAGCAGCUGGCAGAUGGCUACAUAGCCCAGAUCCCCAGUCCUCUUCCCAAGAGCACAGACGCUUCCCUGGAACUGGUCAGACUUGCCUUCACCCUGGACUUUACGGCCAAAGUGGCUGGAUUGUGUGGCCAGACAGUCGGUCGAAUCAUGGGGUUUGGUAAUCAAUACCUGCAGGACUCCUUCACACAAAUGUGCGCUGCCCACACACAGGUCUGUGGAGAUUUGGAAGGACAGAACACCAGUGAUCCUGACUGAUGGCUCUGAGGUUAUAAAUGUGUAGUCAUAAAGUGCAAUAGCCUUAACUCAGGGGAAAAAAACACUUUGAUAUACUCUAUGUGCUGAUACUUUUGUGAACUUAGCCAAUUGUAGUCUGUUUAUACUGUAGUCUUUAUACAAUGAACUCAUGUGUUACCACCAGUGUUUCCUUUAGGAUUUGUUUUUGUAGUGAGAGGCAAUGACAGUCAGUGAGGACAACACAACAGAAAGUUAUGUCUGUCUUUCUGGUCACAUGCUGUACAAUUCACAUGCACAGAACUCGGCUAAUAUUUACAUUUUGGCCGUGGUGCUGCAGAUGAAUAGUGGUCCAGAAAGGAUCAGGUUACCACUAUAGGAAUUAAAACAGUGUGGUAUUGAUGUUGAAGCUGUGACCUGCAAACUGUUUUUGUGUCUUGUUUACAUGGAAAUUGUAGAAAAAUAGUACCGGCGAAAUUACUAUUUUGGUGGUUUUUAAAAUAAAAAAAAGACACUUUCUUUUUAUGCUUGAACACAUUUACAGAAGUGAUUAUUUUUCACCAUGUGGUGAAAUUUUUUGGCUGAAUAACAGAAAAAUGUGAGUUGAUCUGGUCUCUUGUGUGUUUAAGCAAUUACAUGCAACCAGGGACUAAAAAUGAAAUGCUUUUCAGUUUGUUUUGAGCAAAAACUGUAUUUUUUUCAUUCCGGUUCAGAAGUUCUGCAGCCUCCUUUCCAAAAGGUCACCAGUUAGAACAAAAUGAAAGAACGGUUAUAACGUUCUUUUUAAAAUGACAAUACUCUCCGCUAUGGGGUGGGUGAAAUAACAAUUGCAGUGUUACCAGAUCUCGCAAGAGAAACAAGCUCAAAAUAAGCCACUUGCCUCACCAAAAUAAGUGAAAUAAGCAAUUUUUUUUUUCCUAUGGUGGAUUUAUCAGCAUAGAAA